Messenger RNA from Prorocentrum cordatum, 1321 nucleotides. The record is from the annotation of a GenBank genome assembly. NCBI's taxonomy places the organism in Eukaryota, Dinophyceae, Prorocentrales, Prorocentraceae.
AUGGCGCGGCGCGCGACGCCCCGCCUCUGCCCGCCGCCGGCUGCCGGCCUGGCCGCGCUGCUGGCCGCGCUGCUGGCCGCCGCGGGCGCGCUGCAGCCGGGCGGGGUGGUGCGGGUGCCGAAGCGCCUGGCCGCGGAGCGCCUGGGGCUCGCCGUCGACGAGGACAUCGACUGGGAGACCGAGUACGGCAUUCGGGAAGCCAGGAGGCAGACGCCCGCCAGCCAAGAGAAGCUCGUCGUCAACUUCGACAUCUCCGCGCGAGAGGUGAGGCUCGUCGGCGUGUGGAACGACGUCACUGGGGACCUGGACGAGGUGGACGAGGUGCUCGAUACCAGGGACGCCCUGGACCGAGCCCAGAAGCUGGGGCUGGACCUGGUGUGUGACGGCGUUAACUAUGAUCCCCCGCACGCCUACUUCGUGUUGGUCUCGCAGUACCCCUUCGUGAAGGCGCGGCUUCUCAGGAAGGAGUCGUCUCCGCACAAGGUGAAGGAGACGCGGCUCGCUUACAACGUCGGCGACGCCGACCUCAUGCAGAAGGCGAAGCUCAUACAGAGGUGGGUGCGGGAGGGCUUUCAGGUCCGUGUCAGGGUGCUGAUGCCCGGGACGACCAACCGGGGCGACAGGGGCGCGGGGACAGUUGCGCGACCGCUGGAGAAGCGGCAGGGGGCCGGCGGUGCGGACGAGCAGGCGCAGAGGCUGGUGCGCCGCGUCCGGGAGGUGGUCGCCGAGGUCGCGAAGGCGCCGAGCGCCACCCGUGGCGGCCCCGCUGCGAUCAAAGACCUCAGGGGUGACCUGGUCAUGAUGCUCAGCGCGGGCUCGGACCCGGCCGUGCUGAAGACGCUGGGCAGGCAGGGGCGGCGGCCUCCACCGCUGCCCGAGGCCGGGGGCCGCAACUCCGUCCUGGAGUGGACGCGGGAGAUGUCGGAGGGCCGCAUCUGGACGAGGCGGACGAUCCCCAACCGCCCGACCUACGGAGUUUCGCGCGAGGAGCUGGCCGUGCAGCGGCUGCAGCAGAAGGACGAGUCCAAAUCCGUGGAGCAGCUCGAGGAAGACAUGGCGAUCAUGAGGGCGUGGCUGCUGAAGUGCGGGUUCAAGCGCCACGAGAUCAACGAGCAGGAGGAGAUCGCGGAGCUGCACACGCGCUUGGCGGCUGCCCGGGCCCGGGAGGAGGCGAGCGCGUGAGCAUGCGCGCGCGGGCCGCGCGAGGCGCUCCCGCGCCCUCGCGCUCCGCAGAGGCCGCCGCCCAGCCCGCCGCCCCGCCGCGAAGCGCCGAGACGCGGCGGCCAGCGCUGCGGGCAGUGUCGGGCUCCUCCGCUGCGAC